Bubalus bubalis (water buffalo) is the source of this 2490-nucleotide messenger RNA. RefSeq names its product leucine rich repeat neuronal 4 (gene LRRN4). Gene Ontology annotation, molecular function: protein binding. The record is from RefSeq and is a predicted model, not a curated record. The coding region runs from base 241 to 2490 and encodes 749 amino acids. The transcript is spliced from 4 exons. NCBI's taxonomy places the organism in Eukaryota, Metazoa, Chordata, Mammalia, Artiodactyla, Bovidae.
AUUGGGGAAGGAAGGACAGGAGGUGCCCCGGUGUACAUGCAGGAAAUGAUGGGGGAAGCAGGAAGGGGCCAAGUCACUCACUACACAUCCCCGACGCAGGGAUCAACCCCCGCCCUUCAGGGAACAUCCAGGGCUAGGUUCUCCUGGUAAAGGGGCAGCGAGGUGGGGAUAUUUGCCCCUUCUUUCGGGGGUUCCGCUGCAUUUAAUGGGCUGUCCCGCUGUUCUCUCCAGCCACUCGCCAUGUGGUGGGCCCUGCUGCUGCUGCUGCCUUUCGCGAUAGCGCCGCGACCCAGCCAGGCCGGGCCGGUCCAGAACACCCUUGUUUUCCGGCUCACUCAGCAGGGCCCCUGGGGGAGCGGGGCCGGUAACUCCACGGUCUCGCCCUGCGAGUGGCUCCCAGUGGCGGGGGUCACGACCCUGACUUUCGUGAACCGUGGCCUAGAGCGCCUGCCCGGCUGCCUGCCCCGCGCGCUGCGCAGCCUCGACGGCAGCCACAACCUGCUGCGCGCCUUGAGCGCUCCGGAGUUGGGCCACCUGCCGCAGUUACAGGUGCUGACACUGCGCCACAACCGCAUCACUGCGCUGGGUUGGGGCCCCGGAGCGCCCGCGGGGCUGCAUUCCCUCGACCUCAGCUACAACCUGCUGGCCACCCUGCCGCCGUGCACCGGGCCUGCGCUGCCGGGUCUCCGCGCGCUGGCCCUGGCCGGGAACCCGCUGCGGGCGCUGCAGCCCGGGGCCUUCGCCUGUUUUCCCGAGCUGCGCCUGCUCAACCUGUCCUACACCGAGCUGGGCCGCGGUGACCACGAGGACAUCGCCGACGCUACCUUCGCGGGGGUGGGCGGCGCGCCCCUGGCCGCCCUCCAGGUGCUGGAUCUCAGUGGCACAUUCCUCCCCCGCGUUCGGUCAGGAUGGAUCAGAAACCUGCCACGGCUCACGUCCCUCUACCUGAGGAAGAUGCCAAGGCUGAGGAGCCUAGAGGGGGACAUUUUCAAGAUGACCCCUGACCUGCAGCAUCUGGAUUGUCAAGAUUCGCCAGCACUUAGCUCUGUCCAUACAUAUAUCUUUCAAGACAUGCCUCACCUACGAGUCCUUCAUUUCCAGAACUGCAACUUGAGUUCCUUCCAUCCUUGGAACUUGCAUUCCUCCCAGGUCCUAUCCAUCAGCCUCUUCGGCAACCCUCUCACUUGCAGUUGUGAGUUGUCCUGGCUCCUCAUGGAUGCUAAGAGGAUUGUCCUAAGCAGGGCGGCAGACAUUGUGUGCAAACCAGCUGCAGGAUUCAGUGGCACCUUCUCAGCCCCUCUUUUGCUGUCUCAGCUACCAAGUGUGUGCCAUUCGGAUCAAAACACCACCCUCCUUGAUUCCAACCCACCCUCCUCAGUCAUCUCCACCCACACACCAUCUGCUCAGGGUUCCUCCACCUUGCGGAGCACAACACCCUCCACCACACCUGUGGGAGGCCAACAGAGCGUCACCAAAUUUCCCUCCCUCCCUGUGGAUUCCCCUACACGAGCAGCCAGGCUGCGGCACAGCCUUGCCAAGGAUGGGGCCACUCCCUCCACUACUGUCUCUCCAACAGGUUCGAGCAACUUUGGCGACCCACCUAAGUCUGUGAGCACAGCCUGGACAGAACACCAAGAAUAUGCUACCGGGCUUAUCCUGGAGCCUAGUAUCUCAGCGGCCUCCAUCCCAAGGGCCAGCAGACACCCUGGUCUCUCCCCUGCCUCCCGGGACUCAGUGAGCCUGCCCCAGCCCGCCUGGGAGACACGAGCCACCCUGCAGGCUCCCCACCCGCCUCCUUCCGAGCGCGGGAUUCCUGUCCUGCUGCAGGACGACUCCAGGGAGGAGGAGGAGGAGGAGGAGGAGGAGGAGGAGAGCGGAAAAGAGGAGGUAGGGGCGCCAGCCUGGGAUGUACCCUGCGAUUACCACCCCUGCAGGCACCUCCAGACACCGUGCGCAGAGCUUCAGCGGCGCUGGCGGUGCCUGUGCCCCGGCCUCAGCGGAGAAGACACCCUGCCAGACCCUCCCAAGCUGCAGGCGGUGGCGGAGACCACCGACACGUCGGCGCUUGUGCGCUGGUGCGCCCCCAACUCAGUGGUGCGCGCCUACCAAAUCCGCUACGCACCGGAGGGCUGGACAGGGAACCAGUCGGUGGUGGAGGACGUAUAUGCCACCGCGCGCCAGCACGCCCUACAUGGGCUGUUACCGGCCACCACCUACCGGGUGUGCGUCCUGGCGGCCAAUGGCGUGGGGCUGAGCCAGCGUGGGGCAUGCGCCGCCUUCACCACCGGGCGCAGCCCGGUGCUCAUCACAGCGGGGCUGGGCUCCGCUGGCGGCCUGCUGCUAGUCAGUACAGCGCUUCUGGCCACCGGUCUCUGCCGCCGGGGCCGGACGCCACGCACCCCGCCCUGCCACACGCAGCUGCUGGCCUACCGCAACCCCGCCUUCGUCCCUGUGCCCGCAGCCCCGCUCUCACAGGCAGGUGUUCACUGA